This is a messenger RNA of Trichosurus vulpecula (common brushtail), 1752 nucleotides long. It is a transcript of the gene CCDC38, whose product is annotated as coiled-coil domain containing 38. The transcript has 15 exons. Gene Ontology annotation, cellular component: centrosome. The coding region runs from base 1 to 1752 and encodes 583 amino acids. The record is from RefSeq and is a predicted model, not a curated record. NCBI's taxonomy places the organism in Eukaryota, Metazoa, Chordata, Mammalia, Diprotodontia, Phalangeridae.
AUGCCAUAUACAUACUAUUUCGAAGAUAUGUUUCUUUUCAAAAAAAAAGAACUAGAAGAAAAGGAAAGGGAAAAAGUUGUGAACCGUAGUAGGAGAGUGCAUGAAAAAACUACUUUUUCAUCCAGAAUGAAAAAUCGAUCACAUCUGGGAGAAAUAAACAUUUCAGCUGAAUCAGCAUCUUGUGAACUUGGUCUGGAUUCUGCCAUUAUCCUCAGCUUUGUAGAAAGAAGUGCAGACACAAGAAAGACCAUACAAGAAUUUAUUCGUGAUCAAAGAGAAAGGUUUUUGCUGGAGUACACAUUAGCAACCCAGAGGAAAACAAUAAUGGAGCUUCAGAGAUGUAUGGAGUUAAAAGAGCAGCAAUUCCUUAACGCAGAAAAAAGACUUCAAGAGGAUGCCUUUGCUUUUGAAGAAUUUCUCCGAGAAAAUGACCAGAAAUCAGUAGAUGCUUUGAAAAUAGCAGCACAAGAAACCAUUGGCAAACUCCAAAUGGCAUCAGAGCUAAAGAAGGCCAACUUGGAAAUCCAGGUUGUGAAAAGUGAAAUUAUGAAAACUGAAUUCCUUCUUAAGGAGUACAUGAAAUAUGGAUGUUUUUUACUGAAAUUAUCUCCCAAGACUUGGCAAGUCCAGCAAACAUUAAAGAAAAUGAAAUCUAAAGAUAUUUCUACAGUCCCUAGCCUUCCAAAACUAGUACCAAGACUAACGGCCUCGAAGAAGUCAAAGUUAGACAAAGACAGUCAAAGGAGAUUUUCAACAGUAUCCACUGCUGAAGACGGGCCACCACUUCUUCCAAAGGGUCAAUCAUCCAGGGAAAACUUCAACACACUCAAGAUAUCAAAUGUGGAAGACCCUGGCCGUGUAAGAAGUUUUCCACCAGAGUCUGGAGGGUCUGAAGGGGCUUUUCCCUCCCGAAGAAAGAAAAACUUAGAAGAAGGAAAAAAGUCCAAAAAAAGCCCAUUUGAAAAAAAGAAACCGACAUCACCAAAGGCUGCAAGUGUUAGUUCAGAAGACAGCUUGGAUUUUGGGAUUGAUGACGCAGAGUGCGAUUUGGAACCAGAGCUUUACUUCAAAGAGCCAGAAGAGUUACUUCAUGUCCUCACCGAGCUGGAAGAACAGAAUCUUACUUUGGUACAAUAUUCGCAAGAUGUUGAUGAAACCCUGGACGAUGUAUCAAAAAGAGAAAAAGUUAUACAAGAUAAAGUGAAUAGUAGCAUAGAGGCUUUACUGGAGCAAAAAGAAAUGCUUAAGAAUAACUGUGCUCGAGAAGAAGAGAAAGCAGCAGAAUUGGAAUUAAGAUCGAGGCUAUUUAGUUUUGGCGAGUUUAAUUCAGAAAUUCAGGAAAGACUGAUAGAUUCCCUAAGCAGGAAAGUUAACCAAGUGUACAGGGUCUGCAUCGGAGAAGGGGACAUGGCCAACCUCAACCCAGUUCAAAAGUUGGUCAAAGUAGAGUCUCGACUGGUGGAGCUGAGUGACCUGAUUGAUUCUGUUCCUAAAGAAAGCAUCGAAGUCAUUGAAAAGGCGAAACAGAGGGAAAGAAGACAAAAAAUGCGUGAAGAGAAAAUUAGAGAAAAGCAGAGAUCCCAGGAAGAAAAAAUAAGAAUUGCCCUAGAAAGAGCAGUAUCAAAACCAAAGAGAAAGAUGGGAAGGAAACUUGUAUAUCGUUCACAACCUGUAAUGGAUAUCAAACAAGAAAUACUCUUUGUGGAUGACACAAAGUCAAAAUUACUGGAGGAACAGUAUUUUUUUACUUGA